AGGAGGGGAGAUAACAGAUCAGAGGGAGGAAGGGAGAGGUAAAGGAAGUGUGAAUGCAGCAGUAGGCAGACUGUAGCUCACCUCCACGACAAAGACUUCACAGGAAAGGAGCACACAGGGAGGCUUUGCCACAGGAAUAAUCUCCUACAGUAUCUUCUUGUGUAUGAAUGAACCGGUUUCUCUCGUUCUCAACCUUGGAAAAUGGUGGGACUCUCAUCCACUGCUGUCGAGGCGAUGGAGGUGUUGGUGAGUGAGCUUGGCGUCCUCCUCAAGAUGCUGGACCAGGAGAACCUCAGCUCCUCCACGCAGGAGAAGAAGACCUCUGUGUGGAACCUUCUGCAGCAGAUACAGCCAUCAGUUUCCGGAACAGACUACAUCUACAUGAACUCAGCGGUGUACAGAAAUGGAACCAGUUUUGUCGAAUCCCUCUUUGAGACAUUCGACUGUAAGCUUGGAGAUCUAAAGGAUGUUACAGAUGAUCUGGAAGAAGACAAGAACACACAAGAUGACACUUUGAAACUGCAGAACUGUGCAGAUUCUCCAGCCUCGCACUCAGCUGACUCGCCUCCCCCUCUGCCCACAACGCCUCCUCCUGAGGAGUACUAUGAGGAGGCAGUGCCCCUCAGUCCUGGCAAGCUGCCCGAGUACAUCAUCACACGAGUCAGGCCUAGCCCUCCCAACUCUAUAGAGGAUGCCUAUGAAGAUGCUGAAAACAACUACCCCACUACCUGCAUAAACUCACACCGCAAAAACUCAUACAAUGACUCAGACGCUCUGAGCAGUUCUUACGAGUCCUACGAGGAGGACGAGGAAGAGAGGAGCCCCGGCGUCCGACUUACUCAUCAGUGGCCCUCGGACGAAAGCUCCAUGCCCCCUGCCAGGGAUUGUCGCAUCUGUGCCUUUCUGCUGCGCAAGAAACGCUUUGGCCAAUGGGCCAAACAGCUCACUGUCAUACGGGAGAACAGACUACAGUGCUAUAAGAGUUCUAAGGACACAUGCCCCUACGUGGACCUGCUGCUGCCCCAGUGCGCUGUGGUCUAUGCACCCAAAGACAGCAAGAGGAAGCACCAUGAACUCCGGUUCACCUUGCCCAAUGGAGAUGCGCUGGUGUUGGCGGUACAAAGCAAGGAGCAGGCCCAUAGAUGGCUCAGGGUUGUUAGAGAGGUGAGCGGUCAGAGCGCCGGGCCUGACGAAUCUGCAUCUCCCGUCAUUCCAAGAAAAUCUGAACUUGACAAGAGGUUAUCAGCAGAGAGGAACACCUCCGAUUCAGACAGUGUGGGUGUGUCAACUGCAGAGAACGGCAGAGAGAAUGGUAAGGUGAAACGGGGAGCUUUUGCCGCAGGCCGUAAAAUCACACGCAUCAUCAGCUUCUCCAAGAAGAAGCCCCCUCGACCAGGAGAUCCCCGGACAUCCUACAGCGACCCUCGACAAGGCUACCUGUCGUUGCUGAUGAAUCAGGUUUGGCGGGAACAGUGGUGCUGCGUGUGCAGAGGCUCACUGCACUUCUACCAUGACAAAGGAGACCCUCGGACCUCCAUGCCUUCACUUCCUCUCCACGGUUGCGACGUGGUCCCUGGGCUGGGACCCAAACAUCCCUUUGCUUUCCGAAUCUUAAGGAACAGCACAGAGUUGGCUGCUAUGGAGGCUUGCAGUUCUGAGGAGCUUGGAAGGUGGCUCGGUGUCCUCUUGGCAGAGACAGGCUCUGCAACAGAUCCAGAGUCACUGCAUUACGACUACGUUGACGUGGAAACCAUAGCUAACAUCCGCGACGCUGCGCGGCAUUCCUUCCUAUGGGCCACAUCCUCCAGCAGUGCCUCCACUGACUCCAGAACAUAUGACGAGGUCCCUAAUGAGGACAUGCAGUCAGGGGAGAACCGCAGGCAGCAGUCUGGGAAUCAGGGGAAGCGGCGCUCGAGUUUCUCCAGCAGCGACUCUGACAGAACCAAGCCUUUAGUGUCUCUCAAACGCACAGGCUCAAAUGCCAACCAAUAUGGAAGAUAUGGGAAAACACGAGCUGAAGAGGAUGCAAAGCGUUACCUGAAAGAGAAAGAGGAGCUGGAAAGAGAGAGGGACAGCAUACGAAACACACUAGUGGUCCUACGACAGGAAAAGAGAGAGCUGAAGGAAGAGCUGAAAACAGCCUCUGAGAGGAGGAAGUCCUCCCUGAACAAGCGUGUAUCCCAGCUGGAAGAAGCCUGUCGAGGUAAAGAGGAGGAGAGGGUGGACCUGGAGCUCCGGCUGACUCAGGUCCAAGAAAACCUCAAGAAGAGCUUGGCUGGUGGAGCGCUGGGUGCACCUGUUGAGGCUAAGCCUCCAGUUAAGGCGUCCAGCAAAAAGACACAGAAUAUCUACAGUGAGUCUUUACCAGUAAACUGUGCUUUAGAGAUGCGAAGGAGACCCCCAUCUGUGUAUGCUUCAUCUACAGGAACUGUCAUGCAGAAGGCAAAGGAAUGGGAGUCAAAGAAAGGAACCUAAUGUUGGUAUCAUGGAAAGGACUGGAGAAAUAAUGAAUGGAUGUCAGGAUCUGACAUUCAGUCCCAAAGCACAGGCUUGCUUUACUUUGAAUUGCCAUGGAAAUAAACUGUAAUGAACGAAAUUAGCCACAAGGUGGAGGUACAUCUCACUGAAUAUUUACUCGUCUUCUUUCUCCUGAAAAGGACUGUGAGGAAUCCAAGGACUGCUCACUCUCUGUAUCCAAGUGUUUUCAUUGUUUUUGGUGAUUCGAAAGUGGCAAACGGAAAAGACAGAUAGCAGAGUUUGUGAAAGAAAGACACGAGAAAAGUGUAUUGAAAAGCACGGUGAGUGCAUAGAUGGCAGAGUUGGAAAGGAAACGGCAACACAGGACUGCGUGCCAUGUAAGAAAUGUGAUGUGUUCGGAAAAAAAAAAGAUGAUAAACCUUUUAUAUAAUGUUUUUUUCUGCCUGUACAGAGUGAGCCAUGACUACUGUUUCUGUAUGUUUUUAUACUUUUAUACUGUUCCCAUCAUCAUCACCAUCUUUAGAAUGAUCAAAGGUAUUCAGCUGGAUGCCAUGGAGGGCUGAGUGCAUCAUCAUUAUAGCUGCACUUAUUAGCUUCUCUCAGGUCUAAGCUGUGCUAUACAGCAAAAACCACCUGCUGAAUCAUUUGUACGGAACAAAACCCUGCAUACUUCUGCUGGAGAUAAUUGAGGGACUAACAGCACGGUGCUAUUCAGUGAUACAAACAAGUCAUUUUUCUGUGUGGGAAAUCUCAACUAUAUGUCAUCUUAACAACCUUUCUGCUGAAAUCUGUGGUUGACUUUUGCACUUUACUGUUCUCCUCCUGCCUGGGAAUAAUAAAUGUGUGUCUUAUUCAAAAACAUUUUCUUAUUCACAAACUUUCUUCCUCAUUAAAAAGCACAAACAUGUUCUUAUUCAGUGGUUUAUUCUGUUAAUUCCACAUGAUUUGCUGUGAAGUAAAUAUGUACCAAAGCCAAAACAAGAAAAAACAAACAUCUACAUUGGUUAAUGAAGGCAAUUCAGCGCAGCACAAUAUAGUGUGAUGCAGUUCAGGCAGCCUAUUAGCAAGUUAACUCAUCCUCAUUUGUUUUGAUGGAGUUGCAUAAUGGUUUGCAAUGUCAGUUUUACAUGUUAAGAUGAUGUAGCAAUCCAUACAUACAUGAUCAAUAAUACCUUUCAGUACAGAGU
Messenger RNA from Larimichthys crocea (large yellow croaker), 3665 nucleotides. RefSeq names its product actin filament associated protein 1-like 1a (gene afap1l1a). The transcript has 19 exons. Bases 202 to 2475 code for a protein of 757 amino acids. Gene Ontology annotation, cellular component: cytosol. NCBI's taxonomy places the organism in Eukaryota, Metazoa, Chordata, Actinopteri, Sciaenidae. The record is from RefSeq and is a predicted model, not a curated record. Gene Ontology annotation, molecular function: SH3 domain binding.